Messenger RNA from Darwinula stevensoni, 960 nucleotides. The record is from the annotation of a GenBank genome assembly. NCBI's taxonomy places the organism in Eukaryota, Metazoa, Arthropoda, Ostracoda, Podocopida, Darwinulidae.
AUGCUCUCCUCGCCCUCACGUCGUCCCGCGACCUCUCCCGGCAGGUACGUGCUCGGCGGCGAGUCUCGGGACAGGUACAGCUUCUCCAUCUCGGUCGACGACUGCGGGACCGCGAUCGAGGGGGCCGGGGACAACAAGGUCAUCGCCAACACCAUCGUCCUGCAGAUGGACCCGCUCGUCCAGGAAGCGUGGGACGCGGCGAGAAAGGUGUCGUGCGUGUGGAGCGGCCAGCAGGAGAAGACCGUCAAGUUCGACCCCUUCCAAGUCGGGAUGCUCGAGGUCAUCUCGCAGCAGUUCUCGGGCGACAUGGUCGACUGCUGGAUGGCCAUUCAGCGGGGAGAGUACCCUGAGGUCUCGCCGAUCACGGGGAUCGUCGAGAUCGGGGAGCCGCUGACGCUGCUCAUCUACCUGAGGGAAGAGAGUGGGAGCUUUGAUAUUCACGUCAAGGACUGCUACGCUUAUGAUAGCAUGGAGUACGAUUCGCCCGAAACCAUCAAAGUACAGCUCACCGACGAGAAUGGAUGUCCCAGAAAGACGAAACUGAUAGGAUUUUGGGAGACGACGACGGACACGCGGGACUCGGGCGCGACCCUCAUCGCCUACAACCGCGUCUCGGCCUUCAAGUUCCCCGACAAGGCCCAGAUCUUCGUCACCUGCAACGUCGAGGUACGACCCGAACGACUUCCACGCUCCCCAAUGCCAGCCAUGUGUCUCACACACCCUCUUUUAUACCCGCAGCUGUGCAAGGGACCCUGCGAUAACCCGUGCCGAGGGACGGGUCAGGUGGUGACCACGCGAAGGCCGUUCGUCUGCACGCCGGGUAGUACGGAUCCACGGUGUCCUCGGCCCACUACGACCGACAGGUAUGAUGCUUAUAGUCGAAUCUAUGGGUUCAAGAUCGAAGCAGGCCUCUGUAUCAAGGGAGCAGGCAUUCUAUCAAGCAUUUAUUCAUUCGUGUAG